AUGGCAUUCUUGGAGAAGUUCCGCACUGGUGCUAAGAAAGCUGCCAUUCAAGCUACCGCAUUUGCCAGGGACUCUUCGACGUCAAUCCAAAAUGGGACAAGAUCGUUUGCUCAAGGGUUCAGUCUGCCGGGGGAAGCGGAUAAAGCUGCUAAAAUCCUCGAAUCAUUCCUCGCCAAUCCCGAUCAUCCUGACUCUGCAUUGAACUCUAUACCCAAAUCCGUUCUACAGCGGGCGAGGGGUCUUGCCGUUUUCCAGGUCCUCAAGGCAGGCUUCGUGUUCUCUGGGAAAGCAGGCUCGGGUCUCGUUAUCGCUCGUCUCCCAGAUGGUUCGUGGUCUGCACCCUCGUGUAUCGCCACAGGAGGUCUUGGAUGGGGUCUUCAAAUCGGAGCAGAUAUCACCGAUUUCGUCGUCGUUCUCAAUUCGGAAGAUGCUGUGAAAGCGUUCUCUCUGGGUGGUAACGUCACUGUGGGUGGUAAUCUUGGUGUAACGGCGGGUCCCAUUGGAACGGGUGGUGCAGUUCAGGCGAGUUUGGCUAGUCCUGCACCUAUGUUUUCGUAUUCCAAAUCAAAGGGAUUAUUUGCGGGUGUUUCGCUGGAAGGGACAAUGCUUAUCGAGAGAAAGGACGCGAACAGAGAGUUUUACGGAUCCCCUCUGCCUGCGCGCGAUAUCUUGGGAGGGAGAGUGCCACCUCCAGAAAUAGCGAGCAAGUUAUACGAGAUCAUCGAAGCUGCAGAGAUGCGCCAUCUCUGUUCCUUGUUUCGUCGCGUUGGAUUGGAUGAGGAUGCGUUGCCUGAGAAUGCCUAUAUUCCAACUGUGGGUGGUGAUCAUGUACCUGUCACCUCUGGGUACUCCUUGGGGAGCGGGAGUAAGACGGUUUUUGAUGCUGGGAAUGAGCACUCGUAG
Molecule: messenger RNA, 903 nt
Organism: Cantharellus anzutake
Lineage: Eukaryota; Fungi; Basidiomycota; Agaricomycetes; Cantharellales; Hydnaceae
Product: DUF500-domain-containing protein
Exons: 6
Coding region: 1-903 (300 amino acids)
Biological process (GO): actin filament bundle assembly; actin cortical patch localization
Cellular component (GO): actin cortical patch
Molecular function (GO): actin filament binding; phosphatidylinositol binding
Source: RefSeq, a predicted model, not a curated record